Messenger RNA from Pneumocystis carinii B80, 1006 nucleotides. RefSeq lists its product as hypothetical. Lineage: Eukaryota; Fungi; Ascomycota; Pneumocystomycetes; Pneumocystales; Pneumocystaceae. The transcript has 5 exons. Bases 43 to 960 code for a protein of 305 amino acids. Gene Ontology annotation, cellular component: cytosolic large ribosomal subunit. The record is from RefSeq and is a predicted model, not a curated record. Gene Ontology annotation, biological process: ribosomal large subunit assembly; ribosome biogenesis; cytoplasmic translation. Gene Ontology annotation, molecular function: large ribosomal subunit rRNA binding; structural constituent of ribosome.
CUUAAAAAAUAUAUUAAGAUUUUUAGUAUAUUGAGGGCUCAGAUGAAGAGAAAUAAGGAGCAAAAGAAACGGUAUUUUUGUCGAUUGCAUGAUUUAUUCAGUGAAUACAAGUCUAUUUUUGUGGUGAAUAUUAAUAAUGUCGGGUCGCAACAGAUGCACAUGGUUAGGAAGGAGCUUAGAGGAAGCGGUGUGAUUUUUUGCGGAAAAAAUACGAUGAUUCGGCGAGCUAUGCGUGAUUUUUUAACUGAUCUUCCUUAUCUGGAGACAUUGCUUCCUGUUGUCUAUGGAAACAUUGCAUUUGUGUUUACGAAUGAUGAUUUGAAGUUGUCUCGGACCAAAAUUAUGAAAAAUGUUGUUUCCGCGCCGGCCAAAGCAGGUAUAAUUGCACCAUGUGAUGUUAUUGUUCCUGCGGGCAAUACAGGUAUGGAGCCUGGUAAGACAUCUUUUUUUCAAGCACUCGGUAUACCUACGAAAAUUGCACGGGGUACUAUUGAGAUUAUAAGCGAUGUUCAUCUUAUUCACGCUCAAGCAAAAGUGGGUGCUUCUGAAGCUACUUUUCUGAAUAUGUUAAAUAUUAUGCCUUUUACAUAUGGGAUAACAAUUCUUCAUGUAUAUGAUCAAGGGAUUUUAUUUUCACCUUCUAUUCUUGAUAUUACAGAGGAAGCUUUUAUUGGAUAUCUCAAAUCCGCUAUUCAGAAUGUAGCAAGCAUAUCAUUAGCUUUGAAUUAUAUGACAAUUGUUUCAGCAUUGCAUAGUUUGGUUAAUAGUUAUAAAAAUCUUCAAGCACUCUCUAUUGCUUCAGAUUAUAUAUUUGAAGGAACUGAAAAGAUUAAAAAUAUUCUUGAAAACCCAGAUGCUUAUGUUGUUGCAUCUGCACCUGUUGUUGAAUGUGAAGCUCCUCCCGAAGAAGAAUCAGUAGAAGAGGAAGAUGAGGAUAUGGGACUUAGUCUUUUUGAUUAAAGAAAUAAAAUUACAUACAUUUUUGAAAAAUAAUCAUCAAGUUACG